UGUUUACUAUUGCUUUGUUAUUUAUUUGUUGCAUGUGCGUGAGCAAUACAGUUUCGUGACUUUUUACGUAUUUUUUAUCAGCAAUUAUAACGCAUUUAACCGUUUAAUGUGUCGCGAGUAUGAAGCAACUCGCAUUUUGCAUAACUUUAUUAUUCUGCGCUUUUUGCGGACAAUGUCAUACAACCCAAAAAUCGACGCCUGAUGCUAAAACUUCAAAUAAAUCACUUAAUGUGAUUGAAUUAAUUCCCACCUCUGAAAAGUCCUGCGCGAAAUGGGAAAACAGAAAUUCAGACACCAAGCAUGAGGAAGGAAUGAUCAUGUCUAAGCCCAAGUUGGUAGUGACGUUCUUGGCCAAUUCGAAGUCGAUUAACAAGAUGGACGGAUUUGGCAGCGGAGUAGAGUCGCCAUUUUUUAUGGAUCCUUUACAACGACUCUUACAGUUUUUCUUCUCCUCUUUCAUACGAGAUUUUACUCCUGCCCUGCCUAAGGAAGAAACUAUUGAUAUAAAAACCGAGAAAAAUGAAGUGGACAAUUCAUCAGACUUCGACUGGCUUAAUAAAAAUGAUGAAUCAACUAUGUUCUGUGAACAUGGUAUGAAUGGGUUCUGUAGGAGUUGUCACAUGAAGGCCAAAAACAUGUUGGACACAGGACCAGGUCAAAUAAAGAGACAUAUCAACAUUUCCAGCUUAUUACAUGUUGAAAAAUCUAAAUAUGAUCCGAAACUUAAACGAAAUAUUACAACAAAAGAGUUGAUGUCUUCCACAACGACUAAGCAACCGAUAAAAACGCAGAAAACCGAUGCCGGCAAACAUAAACGGCAUUAUUUUUUAUCCAUUAGCGGUGACACUGAUCAAAGUGUCACCGCCCCAGAAACCUCGGUCAACAAACGUCUCAAACGAAAUUCCACAAACAAUAACUUCUUUAAAAUCUUUGAAGAUACCAUAUAUGAGAGUCUAAAUAAGAAUCCUGAAAUUUUAAGGAAAGAAAAUCCGGCCCCCAGUUCAACAAUAACUACUGGAGAUGUUGAUGAUAGUGAGAAUAUUCUGAUUGAAGAUAACGAUCAAGAAUUGUUUAAGUUUGGCAUUACACCACACCACGAAGCUGAAUAUUCACAUGGUUUGGCAUACUUUUUCCUGGUGACGCUACCAGUUGUCUGUACCUUUGCCGUGGUCAUUUUAUUCCUGUGUAUAUUUUUGAGGACGCGUAGCUGGUGCUGCAAGUUGUUCUUAAAAGAACCUGGAAAAACUUUGGAGGAACGCAACGCAACGAAGAAGUCAAAGCAUAUUGCGGCAUAAUAUUAAUAUUUUUUUUAUAUAUAUUUAUUAUUAGUAGUUUUGUUUACUGACAAAAUUAAUACUCUAUUUUUUUCAGUACAAUAUACACCUAACUCUCUUA
This is a messenger RNA of Dalotia coriaria, 1395 nucleotides long. RefSeq lists its product as uncharacterized. The record is from RefSeq and is a predicted model, not a curated record. NCBI's taxonomy places the organism in Eukaryota, Metazoa, Arthropoda, Insecta, Coleoptera, Staphylinidae. The transcript is spliced from 3 exons. Bases 120 to 1295 code for a protein of 391 amino acids.